UCUCUCUUAACCUAGGUUGAGCGCCGCCGAUUACUUCCAACUCUCCCUCUCAACCUCCGCGCCGAUCCACUGCAACUCUCCCUCUCAACCUUCACGCUGCAUCGUCUGGACCAAUCUGGUUCCCCAUUCGCAGCUAAUCGACGAAGGUCUUGCUAAUUUGGAGAUGGAAUCAGCAGCUGCUGCAACACCAAAGAAAAAGUCAAAUAAGAAGAAGCGAGUUGCUUCUGAUACAGAAACAGGAACUAAAGGAGACAUGAUUAAUGCUUAUCAUGAAGAGGUUAUGGAUGGAGACCUUGUUAAUGAAGAUUUUAAUGAGCCAACCAUGGGUGAGAAACUUGCAACUUUGAGUUUACAAGAUAAAACCCAGAGCCAUGAGAAACCCCAUGCACAGCCUCCAAGUGCAGACUCAGUCAAUGUUCUGCUUAAGCAAGCGCUGCAUGCUGAUGAUCGUGCACUUCUUUUAGAUUGCUUAUACACACAAGAUGAUAAGGUUAUUACAAAUUCAAUCUCAGUGCUUAAUCCUGCGGAUGUUCUCAAACUGUUGCAUUCCCUUGUCUCUAUAAUUCAAUCAAGGGGUGCAGUGUUGGCAUGUGCCCUUCCAUGGCUAAGAGGUCUACUUCUUCAACAUGCAAGUGGAAUAAUGUCUCAGGAGUCCUCUUUAGUCGCCCUAAAUUCGUUAUAUCAGCUUAUUGAAUCCAGAGUCUCGACAUUCAAAUCAGCUCUUCAACUAUCAAGUUGCAUAGACUUUCUUUAUGCAGAGGUUGUUGAUGAUUCUUUAGAAGAGCAUGAUGCAGUAAAACCAGUAAUAUAUGAGGACAAGGAUGACAGCGAUGAAGACGAAUCUGACGAGGCCAUGGAAUCUGAUCAAGAUGAAAAAGAAGUAACAUAUGAUGAAAUGCUAGAUGGCCUCAGCGAUGUUGACGACAGCGAUGGAAUGAGUGAUUAAUGGAGGAUUUAAACCUAUUAUUGAUUUUCAUUUGGAGGAUAUCAGGCUUGACUUGUUUUUGAGAGUCUUUUGUAUUGUAGUUGAGGUGGAAGGCAAUCUCUGUUUUAUCUGGGAUUCGGCCUGCCCUAUAAAAUUUUGUCCUUGUUUUUGAAGAUAUUAACUACAGAAGGUCAUGAACAUAACCAUCCUGGAGACCUAUUUAGUGUUCGCAAACGAUUUUGUCUGUUUACCAUUGCGAGUUUGUGUUAUAGAAGUUUGCUACUGUC
Molecule: messenger RNA, 1212 nt
Organism: Tripterygium wilfordii
Lineage: Eukaryota; Viridiplantae; Streptophyta; Magnoliopsida; Celastrales; Celastraceae
Product: WD repeat-containing protein 43
Exons: 7
Coding region: 164-946 (260 amino acids)
Biological process (GO): maturation of SSU-rRNA from tricistronic rRNA transcript (SSU-rRNA, 5.8S rRNA, LSU-rRNA)
Cellular component (GO): nucleolus
Source: RefSeq, a predicted model, not a curated record